Molecule: messenger RNA, 1545 nt
Organism: Fusarium subglutinans
Lineage: Eukaryota; Fungi; Ascomycota; Sordariomycetes; Hypocreales; Nectriaceae
Product: cytochrome P450 monooxygenase 7B1
Exons: 3
Coding region: 1-1545 (514 amino acids)
Molecular function (GO): heme binding; steroid hydroxylase activity; iron ion binding
Source: RefSeq, a predicted model, not a curated record
AUGAUGAACGCUCCUUUCUUUAACGCUUCGGCCAGUAUUAUUGCCCUGGUGGCGCGGUUUCGUGAUCGUCGAUACAAGGGAAAGGAGCCAUCGACACUUCCAUAUGUUCUACCGGGAGUUGGUUCGGCACUCAGUCUGAUUAGAAAUCCCCAUGGAUUCUUCAAUUCUAUUGUACAAAAGGUCGACAAUGGUGAGCCCAUCCGUAUGCGUCUGGGCAACGUCCACGCCUAUCUCAUCCACGGCACAAGAAACGUUCAACAAGUCUUUCGAUGUUCAAAAGAACUCACCUUCGAAGAGUUUGCUCUCAGAGUAGCUCAAAAAGUCAAACGUCUUCCUGCCAAAGAUGCUGCGUUAGUGGCAAAAGAUAUAUCAGGAUCGUCACGGCUACCAUUAACUGAGACUCGUGAGGCAGAUCGAAUCUGGAGAAAGUUCCAUGAGAUCUACGAGUCCCACCUCAUUGGUGCCAAUGCGGUAUCUGCUCUUACAGAGCUGUUCAUCGAUACCAUGAUUGAUGAGCUCAGUACCGUUGCAACUCAGGGGCCGAUUGAGAUUGGCAUUGAUGAGUUUAUGAAGCAUCAUAUGUUUCGAGCUUCUACCAUUGCUCUCGCUGGUCGAAAGGUCUUUGACAUUGAUCCCAACUUCGCAGAUGUGUUUUGGGAUUACGAUGAAGAUUUCAUGUCUUUGCUCUAUGGUAUUCCCAAGUUUCUCUGUCGAAAGGGGUCCAACGCCAGAGACAAGUGCUUGGAGACCGUCAAAGGCUAUCUCGAUCAAGGUUGGCAAAAUCUCGAUUGGAGAGCUUGUCGCGAACAAAACCCUGAUUGGGAACCAAACUUUGGAUCCAAGCUUGUUCGUGAGAGAGAAGUUGCCAUGGAGAAAUAUGGCAUUGGCCUUGAUGGGAGGGCUUCUUUUCAGAUGGGUCUCAUCUGGAGUAUUAACUCGAAUGCUAUUCCGAUGACAUCCUGGAUUAUCAUUGAGAUUCUCCGUCGACCAGAGAUUUCCAAAAGAAUUCAGGAGGAAGUUGCUACAGUCUACGAUAAGAACACCAAGCAAGUCGACAUUGUGGCACUGAAGAAGCUGCCAUUACUCAACUCAGUAUACUUUGAGUGUCUUCGUCUACGAUCAUCAGUGUUUGUAGUCCGCAAACUACGAAACUCGAUUGAACUAGACGGCUACACACUCAAAGAGGGCAAUCUGGUCCUCGCACCAUCAUACCUUGCACACAACGCCCCGGAAGUAUGGUCAUCAUCUACACAUCCUCCAGAAGAAUUUUGGCCAGAGCGCUUCAUCAAGAAAGGUAAUUCUGGGAUCUCAGCAGGCAAUUAUUUCCCCUACGGAGGCGGCGCGGCAAUGUGUCCGGGGCGGAAUUACGCUAAGCAGGAGAUCCUGUCUGCGGUUGUUCUAUUCUUUGCACGCUUUGAGAUUGAGCCGCUACGGUUUGUGGGUCGUGAUGGGAAGACGUCGGAUAGAGGGCCUGAGGUUGGAAAUGAAGCGAGGGGUGUUGCAAGGGUUGAUAGGGAUUUACUUGUCAGAUUACGGCGCGUUUAG